Messenger RNA from Brachypodium distachyon (stiff brome), 1826 nucleotides. Its product is annotated as phenolic glucoside malonyltransferase 1. NCBI's taxonomy places the organism in Eukaryota, Viridiplantae, Streptophyta, Magnoliopsida, Poales, Poaceae. The record is from RefSeq and is a predicted model, not a curated record. Bases 248 to 1612 code for a protein of 454 amino acids. The transcript is spliced from 2 exons.
AAAUCCAAAUAAAAUACAGUGCUUCAAGUCCAAGCAAGAACGCAAUCAAAUCGACAACGAGUUGCCCAUGUGGAAUUUCAAAAUCACGGCACACACAGCCCUUUAGCUUGUUUAUUACUAGUAUUAGUCUUUGGCACAGUAUCGUUUUCCUUUCCCUGUUCCCCUCCUUCGACGAGCCAAGCCAUCAAACAUCAAACGCUGGGCAAUCUGAAGGCGCCGCCGCCUCUUGGUCACCAAGCAACCAAUAAUGCCGACGGUCAACGUCGUCGAGGUCGCCCGCGUCGCCCCGUCGGCGCCGCAGCCGGAGGAUGGACCAGAAGGCUCGCUGCUGCUCGGCCUGUCCGCGCUGGAGGUGCCGUGGAUCGCGCUCCCGCUGAUCCAGCGCGUGCUCAUCUUCGUCGACAACGCCGACGCCGACGGCGGCGUCCAGCAGCUCCCGCCGUUCGCGUCCAUGGUGGCCUCCCUCCGCGCGUCCCUCGCCGCCACGCUCGCGCGGUUCCCCCCGCUCGCCGGCAGGAUCGUGCACCUGCCGUCCACCGCCGACGCCGCCAUCGACUGCUCUGCCUCCGACGGAGUCCGGUUCAUGGUCGCGGAGAGCGAGGACGCGGACGCGGCGAGGCUGGUGGGCGAAGCGGACCACGACGUGGGCGCGUUCAGGGAGCUCGUCCCGGAGCUGGAGACGGGCGCGCUCCCGGCGGAGGUGCUCGCCGUGCAGGUGACGCGGCUCAACGGCGGCGCCGCGGUCGGCGUGGCGAUGCACCACGCCGUGGUCGACGGCCGGUCCGUGUGGAGGUUCCUCGCGGCCUGGGCGGCGGCGUGCCGCGGGGACGGGGAUGACGCCGUGGCACCGGCGUUCGAGCGCGCGGUGGUCGCGGUCCCCGGCGGCGAGGAGCUCGUGAGGAGCACGCUCCGCAAGUACUCGCCCAAUCUGCCGCUGACCACAAUGAUAAUCCCCGGAAGCGGCCCGACCCUGCCCCGCCGGACAUUCACCGUCACCGCACAACACAUCCACCGCCUGAAGCAGCGCAUCACCGACGACCUCACGAGCUCACCCACACCGUACUCCAGCUUCGUGGCCCUGGCGGCGCUCACCUGGGUGUCCUUCGUCCGGUCCAAGCACCCGUCAGCAAUCUCCUCCUCCUCCUCCUCCGUCUACCUCUUCUUCUUCGUCGACUGCCGCGGGCGGCCCGGGAUCGAGCCGCCGGUCCCGGAGAGCUACUUCGGGACCUGCAUCUCGGGCGCGCUCGCCAAGGCCACCGCGCGGGACCUCCUGGCCGAGGACGGGCUGGCGUUCGCCGCGGCGGCGGUGCAGGCGGAGGUCCGGCGGGCGGCGGAGGACCCGCUGGCGCUGUGGGACUGGAUGGAGCUGCUGCACUGGAUGCCGCUGGACCGGCUGGUCAACGUGUCCGGGUCCGCGCGGUUCCCGGCCUACGAGGCGGCUGAUUUCGGCUGGGGCCCGCCUGGCAGGACGGAGCUUGUUACGAUGAACGCCGGCGGGCAGCUGGUGCUCGUCGCCGCCAAGGGCGGUGCCGGCGCCGUGCAGGCCUCCGUGUGCAUGGAAGCGGAACACAUGGACUGCUUCAACUCCCACUUCCUUGGACUGACUGGCUGACCGGGCAGAAUGUAUGUUUCCUUUUUUGAUUCCUAUAUACCGAAGGUCGAUUGAAAAAUAAUCACUUUCAAAUCAGUUAAGCUGGACAUGACUUCUAAAAUGUGUAAUACCUCUCCCUUUUUGUGUUUCUACAUUUUCUUAGCCAUGUAGUUUUGCUACUAUAUACACAUGUGCGGUGCAUGCGCAUUUCUCUCAACACGUUCUUGUUCGCCAA